This is a messenger RNA of Rhizoctonia solani, 750 nucleotides long. Its product is annotated as proteasome subunit alpha type protein. Gene Ontology annotation, cellular component: proteasome core complex; proteasome core complex, alpha-subunit complex; nucleus. Lineage: Eukaryota; Fungi; Basidiomycota; Agaricomycetes; Cantharellales; Ceratobasidiaceae. The coding region runs from base 1 to 750 and encodes 249 amino acids. The transcript is spliced from 6 exons. Gene Ontology annotation, biological process: ubiquitin-dependent protein catabolic process. The record is from RefSeq and is a predicted model, not a curated record.
AUGACGGCCAUUGGCACCGGUUACGAUCUUUCGGCGAGCACAUACUCUCCUGAUGGACGCCUGUUUCAAAUCGAGUAUGCAAGCAAAGCUGUCGAGAACUCUGGUACUGCCAUUGGACUCAAAGUCAAAGACGGAAUUGUUCUUGCCGUAGAAAAACUGGUUCACUCUAAACUUCUUAUCCCAGAGGCCAAUCGCCGGAUAGCUACGAUUGACAGGCACAUAGGCAUGGCUACAUCAGGCUUGUUGGCAGACGGCCGCGCACUAGCAAACCGUGCACGAGACGAAGCUCAAAACUACCGGGAUACAUACAUGGCUCCAGUCCCGUUGAAAGCGCUCGCAGAUCGCAUAGGACUUUAUGUUCAAGCAUACACUCUCUACUCUUCCGUCCGACCUUUUGGUAUCAGUACAAUUAUUGGAUCAAUUGAUAAAGAUGGUCCCUCGCUUUAUGUGAUUCAACCUAGUGGGGUGUUCUAUGGCUACAAUGGCGCAGCAGUUGGGAAAGGCAGACAACUUGCAAACACCGAGCUUGAGAAGCUGAAUUUAUCCCAACUUACGACUAGGGAAGCUGUAUUGGAAGCUGCACGCAUUAUCCAUCUAGUACACGAUGAUUCAAAGGACAAAGAGUUUGAGUUAGAGCUCUCCUGGAUUGGACCCGAGACUGGUGGAAAGCAUGCACCCGUCCCGCGAGAACUGUGGGCUGAAGCAGAUCGCAAGGCUCGUGAAGCCCUUGACGCGGACAUGGAAGAUUAA